AUGGCUAGGCUAGGAUUGUUACUGCGCGAGCGGAUGCUGUUGCGGGAGCGGGAGAAGCUGCGCGUGCGGCUGCUGCUGCGUGUGCGUCUGCUGCUGCGCGGCUGUGCACGUGCGGCAGCAGGGGCUCGCGGGGCUGCAGUGGCAUGUGCGGUCGUUGCUGCUGCGCGCGUAGAUGUGGCGGUGAGUGCGGCUGUGGCUGUGCGCGCAAUUGCUGUUGCGCGGACGGCUGUUACUGUGCGGGCAGCAGAGCGCGAGCAGCGGCGUGAGACCGUCUGCGUGCGGGCGGCAACGCCUGCGCGGCUGCUGGCGCGUGGCUGUGCGUGCUGGCAGCGGCGCGCGCGAGGCUGCGUGCGUGUGUCAGCGCGUGCGCGGUUGCGCGCUGCUGGUUGUGCGUGGUACAGGACGGGCUCCGGAGCGGGACGGACGGGCGGGUCUGUGCGGGGCGGGCAGCGCAAGGCGGGCAGCGCGCAGGGCGGGUAG
This is a messenger RNA of Closterium sp. Naga37s-1, 480 nucleotides long. NCBI's taxonomy places the organism in Eukaryota, Viridiplantae, Streptophyta, Zygnematophyceae, Desmidiales, Closteriaceae. The record is from the annotation of a GenBank genome assembly.